Molecule: messenger RNA, 3249 nt
Organism: Candidozyma auris
Lineage: Eukaryota; Fungi; Ascomycota; Pichiomycetes; Serinales; Metschnikowiaceae
Gene: ATC1
Product: alpha,alpha-trehalase ATH1
Exons: 1
Coding region: 1-3249 (1082 amino acids)
Biological process (GO): trehalose catabolic process
Cellular component (GO): fungal-type cell wall
Molecular function (GO): carbohydrate binding; alpha,alpha-trehalase activity
Source: RefSeq, a predicted model, not a curated record
AUGGUGCUCGCCACGCUCGUUUUACUCUUCACAUUAUUCCUCUCGUUACCCGUUCUAGGGUUCCCUGUCUACGUGAGAACUCCUUACUCGUUCAAGGAGACAAGCCCAAGCGUCAAUGGAGACGAUGAGUUGAAAAGCUUGCGUGACUUGGUGGUGUCGAGGGAAAACAAGCAGAUCUUCACCAACCUCUUGUUUGCUGAUAACGCCUACUACGAUAAGUCCACGCACACCUUGGGCACUUUGGACUGGGUGCCUCACCACCAAUACCAGAGACAGCCGUAUGUUGCCAACGGGUACUUGGGCAGCAGGAUCCCCAAUUUGGGCCAGGGUUUUGCUUACGAUACGUUGAGCAAUGGAACCUUUGUCGGUGUCGAUACCCCUGAUGCGGAGCUCCCCUCUGACCUUCUGAAUGGAUGGCCCUUGUUCAACCGGCGCUACGCUGGUGCAUUUGUGGCUGGUUUUUACGAUCUUCAGAAGAACACCACUAUGACUAAUUUUCCCUGGCUCUUGCAGGACGGGUACGAGAGUGUAGUUGCCGCUGUUCCGCAGUGGACUUCGCUCGCUUUGUCUGCUGAGAAGAACUCCAAAAAAUACAAGUUGGAUCCUUCCGGAACCCCCGACUCUUUUGGCAGGAUUUCCAAUUAUGCCCAGAAUUUGUCUAUGACUGAUGGUGUGGUUACUACGUCGUUCACUUGGCUAGACUCAUUCAAGGUAACUUACAAGGUGCUUGCUCACCGUGACAAGAUUAACUUAGGUUUAGUGCAUUUGGAGGUUGAGAAUGUUGGGAUCAGUAAUGCUACUCUUGCUGUUCAUGAUUUGUUGGACUUUUCUUCAGCUCAAAGGGCUCGCUUCAAUGCCACCUCGGUGGACAAGGACAACAAGGGUAUCUACAUGUUGUACUCUCCAAACGAUAUCGACUACGUUUUCGGUGCUACGUAUUCAUCUCUUCGCUAUGGCUCCUCUGAUGGCUCCUCUGAGGAAUCUGCUGAUGCCCGUUGUGUCGGUGCUGAAUUUACAACAAGCGAGAUUUCCCUGGGACAGACCUUGACUUUUGAGAUGCCCACUGGUUCUUCUCUCAAGGUGUCGAAGCAUGUUGGAAUUGUCACGUCAGACUUGGACCCUGAACAUUACACGUCUUUCCAUCUGGUAUUGGAAAAGGCAAGAUCUGUGUCUCUUGAGGACGAGGAUUUCACCUCGCUAGCUGAAAGCCACGCUAAUUCAUGGGAUGCUGUCGUCAACCAAGGUCUCAAAGUGGAGUUCCCUGAUAACCCGCUUUUGACUCUCGCAGCUAGAGCUUCCAUCUAUCAUCUAAAUGCAAACACGAGGUCUGAUGCUACAGGUCUCACUGCUGCCAUGAGCGUCACUGGUCUUUCUUCCGACUCUUACGGAGGCAUGGUCUUCUGGGAUACCGACCUCUGGAUGAUGAAUGGAUUGCUUCCUUUUAGCCCAUCUCAUGCUCGCCUGUUCGUAAACUAUCGUCUUCACACUCAUGAACAGGCACGAAAGAAUCUUGAAAGUGACUAUGCACCAAAGAAAGAUAUGAAUGGUGCCGCAUACCCUUGGACCAGUGGUAGAUUUGGUAACUGCACAAGCACUGGCCCUUGCUUCGAUUAUGAAUAUCAUAUCAAUAUGGCUGUUGCUAUUGCUGCUUGGGAAUUGUACAAAAGCGGUGCUGUCGAUGAUCACUUCUUGGAACACCUGGCAUACCCUUUGAUUGACGAUGCUGCUGCUUUCUUUGCUGAUUACGUGCAAUACAAUGAAACCUUACAUGCGUACUCUACUCAUAAUUUGACUGAUCCUGAUGAGUUCGCCAAUCAUGUGGAUAAUGGCGCUUAUACCAAUGCUGCUAUAUCUGCUACCAUGAAAUGGGCUGCUGCUGUGAGUGAACACCUUGGAAAACCUGUGCCAAAAGCUUACAAAGACAUCAUGGAUAACAUGCAUCUUCCUCGCUCUAUUGAUGACCCAGACAUAAUUCUUGAGUUCACUGGUAUGAACUCAUCUAUCGGCAUUAAACAGGCUGAUGUUGUUAUGAUCACUUAUCCCUUAGAAAACGAGAUGAUCACCCACCAGCUGGCAAAGGCAAGCAUGGAGUAUGCAUCAAUGAAGCAAGUCAGCUUUGGUCCCGCUAUGACAUUCCCAAUCUUCUCUAUUGUGUCUUCUGCCUUGCUGGAGAAAGGCUGUUCAUCAGACACUUACUUGGUGAAGGCUAUACAGCCAUUUUUGAGAGGACCUUUUGCUCAAUUCUCGGAACAAAAUAAUGACGACUACUUGACUAAUGGUGGUACUCAUCCUGCUUUUCCCUUUAUGACAGCUCACGGAGGUUUUCUUCAAGCAAUCCUUCAGGGAAUUCUUGGCUUGAGAUUCGCUCAUAAAAUGGACAACGGAAAGAUUGUUCGUUAUCUCAAGUUAGAUCCAAUUAAACUCAAGACAUUUCCGCAAGGUGUUCAUUUCGAUGGUGUUCAUUACUUGAAUCAAACAUUGUCUUUUAACUUGACAUCUUCGGGAUUGGUCGUUAAGCACAAUGGCCCUACCCAGGGCCUGGUGCCUCAUAAGGUCCUAAUUGAAGUGAGUGACCGCAAUCCUAAAGCUGGAUCCUACACUUUAAUGCCAGGAACUGAUGUUCAGUUACAGUUGUACGAGACCGAGUUUUCAUAUGAGGACAGUCUUUCAGAAUGUGGCCGUGCGUUAUUCACGAAUAUCACUGAGUGUGCUCCAGGUGACUCACCAAUUCUUGCUAAUGAUGGGGAUAAUACUACACAUUGGCAAGCAAAGUCGUCAGAGAAAAGUAAGGUCUUGAUAGAAUUCACUGAGCCGACUCAAUUUCAAAACUGCACAAUCAACUGGGGUGACAGACCUCCAAAACGGGUUUAUCUUUCUGCUGCUGCCCAAGAUUUGAGUUCUGAGUACACCAAUUUGCAGGAGACUAUAGACUUCUUGAGCAACGUUGAUUUUGGAACACAGUUACCAAAGAGAUAUCAGUUCAAUAAUCCAUCAGGCAAACUUUACAAGCAGAAAGACAUCUUUGCAACUGUUGCUUCAAAGGACGUUGGUAUCAACGAGCCAUUCAGUCCAGAGGAACAAUCGCUUAUUGUGUUACCUACCAGGCAUAAUACUACCGAAAUUGUCCUUGACUCGCCUAUAAAAACCCGAUUUGCAUUGAUUGAGUUCGAAGGUCUUCAUGACAAGAUUGAUAAAAAUGAUGAAGAGUCUCAAAAAGGCGCUAAGAUCUUUGAACUCAAUUUCUUUUAA